AUGGGUCCCUUCCCAGUCCUCGUUCACUCGCUCGCCCGCUCACCCAGCUCCCCAGUUCCCCAGCUCUACCAAAUGAACCCCAUCUCAACAGUUCGGUCGACCAUCGCCCCAGGGAAGGCCGGCCGUCGGCACAGGGGGGGCCUAGGUACUGUAUCAUAG
Plenodomus lingam JN3 is the source of this 159-nucleotide messenger RNA. NCBI's taxonomy places the organism in Eukaryota, Fungi, Ascomycota, Dothideomycetes, Pleosporales, Leptosphaeriaceae. The record is from RefSeq and is a predicted model, not a curated record.